UCCCCUUUGUCAGACAACCAGACGAAUUGGAGUUUCAUCAGAUUGGGGAGUUCGGAGGUCAAAGGUAUUAUGUUCUUAGAUUUCUAGUCCUCGUGUUUUUUCCUUUCAAAAUUUUCAUCCUUCAAAUUUUCAUGGCUUCAAAUAAGUAUAAAAAUCGACCAGAAAUUAAUUCAAUUUGAUAAGUUUUUAGCUUCGUCUUAGCAAACUCCGUAAUUUUUGUGAGUUUGGAUCCAAAUAUGCAGGAACUGUCUGUUGGUUUUAUCCAAAAAGCUUGGAGUUUGAAGUGUUUUGUCCCAGUACAGAUAUCAGGCCUUAUUUCGUGAAAUAUUCUUUGGUCGGACAGAUGAUCACGUCACUCAUCCGACCCCCCACACACAGACUCUUACCGCCGGUGAGACGGGAAGAGGGUUGUGUGAGAGGAGUCUUGAUUUUCGUGUAUAUAAUCAGACGGAUGACGUGGUGCACUAAACAACUUAAAAUAUUUUUUCCAAUUUCACGAAGGGAAUUCCAUGCUUGAUAGAGUUCGGGAGAUUUUCGAAUAAGAAAGCAAGGUAGUUAGUGCUCAUGACGUCAGUCUCUGCCGAAUACAAGCCAUGCAAAGUUCUUUACGUCUUUGUAAGAAAAAAUGUGACUUUUACGGUUUUACCAGAGUUUGCUGCUCUUGAUCAUGACGAGACCAGGUACAAGAGAAGGUAAGAAUUUCCACUUCAGGUUUUCAGGACCACAAAUUUGCAGCGUCGCUUCAACGAACAGAUUCAGAAUUGUUUUCCCCAUCUGGGCACGAGGGAAAUUUCGGUAGUAAUGCCUGACUAGGACGACUCUCACUCCAGCUGAAAUCGAGUAGGUCAGAUGGGAUCAAAAUACGUUUUUCUCGUUUGACUACAACCUUGCAUUUGUAGAAAAUUUCAGAUCUGCACAGUGCCUACGUACCUCAUGAGGUGCUGAUUGCAUGGUUAAAGCCACAUGAGUACAAGUAGCAGAAGAUUGUUUCACAAAAAAACACCAAGGCUUGUGGAAUAGUGAGAGAACAGACACAAGGAUAUGGAGCCAGAGGCAACUAUGGAAGCUACCUGCAGCACUCAUGAGGAGUCAAGCACAAAAGAAGAUCACCAUCGUCUGAUUCUAAGUCCGGCGUCACGCUUGUUCCAUUCCCCGCGGUUCAACUGUUACAUCGUUAUUAUCAUGGGAUUCAAGACGAGGAUCGAUUCAAACAUUGUCAAAAAUGGUUUGAAAGUCUUGCACAAUCAUCCUCGCUUCUCUUGCAGGCUGUUGAUGAUUUACAGUUUUCUCUUGUAUAAGGAUGACAGAGGCGGAAAGAAGAGAUGGAUUCAAGUUUCGGUAAAUCAAGAAGACCAUGUUUUUGUUCCAACCUUGAAUUCAAAAAUAGAACAUCCGGAGGAAUUUGUAGAAAACUACAUUUCCAACCUUACUGCAUCACCUCUUGACCUUUCCAAGCCGUUGUGGGAGGUACAUCUCCUCAACGUCAAAACCUCGAACGCAGAAGGGCUUGCAGUGAUCCGGAUGCACCACUCUAUGGGAGAUGGCGCAUCUCUCAUGUCCCUUUUGCUAGCAUGUACUAGAAAAACAUCCGACCCAAAUGCACUGCCUAGUGUUCCCACCCAGAAACGGGCGGAUUCCUCAAGUGAUCUGGGCUGGUUCUGGCGUUUCAUCUUGGCUAUUUGGUAUGGUAUCACACUGAUAGCGAACACUUUGGUCGAUAUAAUGUUGUUUAUAGCAACACUUCUAUUUUUGAACGACACAGAAACUCCUAUCAAAGGUUCAUCUGAUGUUCAUCUAACCACCAAACGCUUCUUGCAUCGGACUGUCAGUAUGAAUCACAUAAAGCAAGUGAAGAAUGCGAUGGGCACGACUGUCAAUGAUGUUGUCUUGGGAGUGACACAAGCGGGUCUCUCGUGCUAUUUGAAUCGCAGAUACGCAGGCCAAAAUGUGAAAGAUGUCGGAACAAAGCAGGAAGGGAGCAAUCUUCCGAAAAAUAUGCACGUCAGAGCUAACAUUCUCGUUAAUUUAAGACCAACUGUUGGGAUCCAGGAUCUGGCUGAUAUGAUGGCUAAGAAGUCCAAGGUCAGGUGGGGUAAUUGUAUAGGUUAUAUCCUUAUCCCCUUCACCAUUGCUCUACAAGAUGACCCGUUGGAUUAUGUUCGCGGAGCCAAAGCUGUCAUUGAUCGGAAAAAACACUCCCUCGAAGCUUUCUUCACAUACCUGACUGCCAAUCUCUUAAUCAAAAUAAUAGGAGCUAAGGCAGCAGGAGUUUUAGCACACAGAAUUAUUUCUCAUUCUACAUUCUCCUUCUCAAACUUGGUUGGUCCCCAGGAAGAAAUUAGUUUUUACGGCCAUCAAAUAACUUUCAUGUCUCCUCACGUUUACGGGCAUCCUCACGCAUUGCAUAUGCAUUGGCAAAGCUACGCGGAUGAAAUGACAGUUUGCUUAACUGUUGAUCCGAAUGUAAUACCUGAUCCUGAGAAGUUGUUGGACGAUUUAGAGGAAUCGCUUAAACUCAUUAGUCACGCUGUCAUGGAAAGAGGGCUCGCCGUGGACGUUGUCUAGCGCGAAAGGUGGCGUGCAGUUUGUCUUUUUUUAGUUAGUUCAUUGGAGCAGCCAUUCUCGUGUUGGGGAGAAUCGUUGAUUUGCUUAGAAUACCGUCACUGUAACAUUCCAGUUGCUCGAAAAUGUUCAUCUCCUUUUGUUGCAUGCUUUGGCUGGAUGUAGUAAAGGGAGAGCUUUGAUCUGUUACAUGUAAAACCAUUACACAGUGAAAUGAAACCUGAAUUUCUUCCCUUUACA
Malus domestica (apple) is the source of this 2802-nucleotide messenger RNA. NCBI's taxonomy places the organism in Eukaryota, Viridiplantae, Streptophyta, Magnoliopsida, Rosales, Rosaceae. The record is from RefSeq and is a predicted model, not a curated record.